Messenger RNA from Dromaius novaehollandiae (emu), 3863 nucleotides. It is a transcript of the gene LEPROT, whose product is annotated as leptin receptor overlapping transcript. Gene Ontology annotation, biological process: late endosome to vacuole transport via multivesicular body sorting pathway; negative regulation of growth hormone receptor signaling pathway. The transcript is spliced from 4 exons. Gene Ontology annotation, cellular component: endosome. The coding region runs from base 135 to 530 and encodes 131 amino acids. The record is from RefSeq and is a predicted model, not a curated record. Lineage: Eukaryota; Metazoa; Chordata; Aves; Casuariiformes; Dromaiidae.
AGCGACGCUGGCUCUUUAAGGCGGGCGCUCACGUGGUGCGGCCGGUGGGCGGAGCCAGGGCCAGCAGCCGGAAGGCGCCCGUCGCCACCUCAGCGCCGAGCCCCGCGGAGGCGCAGUUCGUCCCCCCCGGAAACAUGGCGGGCAUCAAAGCUCUCGUGGCGCUCUCCUUCAGCGGAGCCAUCGGCCUCACCUUCCUCAUGCUGGGCUGCGCCCUGGAGUACUACGGCGUAUACUGGCCGUUGUUUGUCCUAAUAUUUUACUUCAUCUGCCCCAUUCCCCACUUCAUUGCGAAAAGAGUAAGUGACGAUAGCGAUGCGGCCAGCAGUGCCUGCAGGGAGCUGGCGUAUUUCUUCACAACUGGAAUUGUUGUUUCUGCCUUUGGAUUUCCUAUCAUCCUUGCACGGGUUGAGGCGAUCAAAUGGGGAGCCUGUGGUCUGGUCCUGGCUGGCAAUGCAGUCAUUUUCCUUACUAUUUUAGGCUUUUUUCUUGUAUUUGGUAGAGGAGAUGACUUUAGCUGGGAACAGUGGUAGGACAUCGCUCUGACACUGGUAAUGUUUUACAGCAUACAUUGCCAUAUGUAUACUCUGUGUGUGUAUAUGUGUAUAUAUUAUAAUGUAUGUACGUGUGCAUGUGGCGAAGUAUGUGUGUGCAUUCGCAGGUAGUCCUAUGUUAUCAGAUCAUAACAUGCUUUUUAAAAUGUGUGUCAGUCAAAGGGGAAAGGCCCUUGUGACAGCUCUCUUAAAUGUUUUCAGUCAAAGCUGGAAUCGCAAUUUCAACAUUUGUCCCCAAAUAUGUUUACAAAGCAUUAACUAUUUUACUCAUUUUUCACAAUAUGUGCAUUAACUUUUUUUUUUAGACACAGUAGUAUCAUUGACACAUGACAUUGGUCAGCUUGUCUGUUGUUUUUUAACAAUGUAAUCAAAAUAGGCCAAUAUAAAGAUUAUCCUAUUUACUGUUGUUCAACUUGAUUGAUUUUUCUGCUUAGAUUAAGGAUGAAUGAAUAAUUGUUUUCCAUUGUAACUUUGGUAGUUUUCGUGAUAAUAUAAAACCAAACAUAGGUUAUGCCAACUCCUUUCCUACAUAAUGAAAAAGAAAAAAAUAAUAAUUUGGUUAAAAAUCCUCCCUUCUAUUUAUGCUGCUCAUUUAGCAAUUUUUUUUCCCCAUAAAGAUAUUCUGGUUUUGUCCCUAUUCAACUUAAAACUGUGGCUGUAUGUUGAGAGUAAUCUGAUAUAUUUUAAUGCCUCUUGCUGUGCUCAGGCCUGAAAUAACUUCUUUCAUAAAGGUUCACAAAAGAAGAUACAUUUGAAACUGCUCUCACGAUCUCAGGACACUGAUAAUCGCAAUGUAGUAUACAACUCUGUGUUCUUACGUGUGAAAGACCUGAAUUAUGGAGAAGUGAAUGUUGUGCUGAGAUAUUCCCAACAUAGCAGAAACUGAAUUCUUACUGCUUUUAAAACAUGCUUACUGAAACGACUACUUUUUAUGUCUGUUAGAAAAGAUUGCAUUAAAACACUAUUUUUAAAUGGCAGUAUCCUAGUACAUGUUCACAUAAUCACACAUAUAAAAGCAAAGUUUAUUACUGUUUUGACUUGGUGAAGCCUUCAAUUCGUGGAGGCAUGUGACUUUGUAAAGAUGCGUUCUCAUACAGCCCUAAUUCUAGAGGACACCGGUAAUCUGUAAAGGGGUGCAGAACAGACACCCUGACUCCUUGUUUCAUCAAAAAAUGGACAUGAAGUGAUUACUGCUCCCUGAAGUAAGAAAGUGAGCACCUAGGUAGGAUAUGUUUUAGUAUUCUAGUUCUUUAGGUUAGCAGAUUAUGAAUAAGCAUUUUAUAGUUGUGCACCAGUCCACAGGUGAUUGCUAUCACCCUGCAUAGGAAUGAGGGACUUUGUGUCAGGAAGUGAUAGAAUCAACCCUGCAAGAUGUGGCAACUUUACCAAUGCGAUGCUUUUUUCCCCUUAAACUGUGUGGAACUGUCUGUGCUGCUCUUCCAAUUAAGUUCUCCCAGUAUUAGCAUAUUGCAAAACGGCAUCCUGUGGAUUGCUGGGCAGAGCAAAGGUUCAAAAAUUAGCGAGUGUUACAUCAGCCAUCCUGAUGCUGGGUCUUCUGUUCAUGCUCAGGGCCCUAGAAAAAAGGUGCAAAAAUCAUUCUAUAGUCCAAGUAACAUCAUGUCGCUUUAAAUAGAAAUAGAAUACCAUGUUUCAGGAAGAUAAAUAAUUCUCAUAUUUGAUUAAAUCCAAAACUGCUAAUCUAUAUUUUAAAUUUAAAAUUCUGGUGUGUGUGUGAGGUGAACCCUACAGUAUUGAGGAAUGCUGAGUACCUGGAUUUCAUACAUAUGUCUAGACUGUAAUUCUUGUAAAAGAAGAGUUAACAUUAAAGGAUGGUUGUUUUUUUUUCUGGAUGUUAAUGCUUCAUCACAGGUGUAGCAGGAAAAUGCUUGUAAAGAUGCUGGGCAUAAGCAAGUUCUCUUAGAAGGUUUUGUUUUGUUUCUUCCUGACUUCAGGUGAGAUCUGUUAGACCCUACUGCUUUGUCCUUAAUGUUGUAAAGUACUAAUGGGGAAAUUACUUGUUCAGAUUAGCAGCUGAGCUGUUUAGUGUAAACAUAGCUUCCAUUUAUAGGGCUCUGCUUUGAUUUUUUUUUUUUUUUUGGAAGAAGUCUUUUUUGUCCUACACUACAACAUUUCUUGUUCAAAUUGGUGAAGUAAAACAACAGUAAUAAUACAAAAAAAUAAGUGCCUGAUCCUACAUAUGGCUGCUGAAGUCAUUGCUAAUCAUUCCAUUUAACUCCUGUUAAAAUAUUUAUAUACUUGCAGGAUUAGGUUCUACAGGGUGUCUUUAAGGAUGUGUUGUAUUUUUACUCCUUAGAAUAUGUGUACGAAAGGCUGCAAUAGAAGGCUACAGAACUAUUAAAUUACCACUCAAAUUUCAUUUUAGAGACAGUGCAGUAAAAAACAGCUGAGAUUAUUAUUUUUCCUUUAGAUGAGAGAAUGGUUACUUGUUGAAUCUGAUCUGGCUCUGUUAGUAAAUAGUGUGUCUGUGACUGAGAUGGGAAUACUAGCAGUAAACACAUGACAAUCGAAAAUGAAAAGGAGGACUAGAAUGUACAGUCUUGGAGAGAGAUUGCUUCUUUGACAAAUUAUUCCAUUGUAUUGUAUUUCCUUUGGAUAAUAGCGUGGUUGGUGGGUACCUCAUGAAGUGGCAGGCAGAUGUUGAAUGGAGAAAGCGAACGCUUUUCGCUUUUUCCUUUUGAAAAAGCUGUUAUGCACUAAUCGUUAAUGUGAACUUCAUGCAGUUUUCACCGGAGACUUUUAUUUUAAAAAGGUUAAUUUCUAAAAUUGUAUUUAAUAUAGGGUUUAAAUCAUGGAAUUCUUCCUUCACCUCCUUAAAAGUAAAGUUGCUUGAAUGAGUCAUCUGUGUUAAUACGGUAAAAAAAUUCUCAGUGUUUUUUAUCAAGAGCUUCACUCGUUCACACAAACCUGGUGCUCUGAUGGCCGGUACUGGGCAUACUGUCACUAUCUACCAGUAGCAAUUUACUGUGGUUUCUCUGAAAUUAUUUUCCUAUAUGGAAGUGAAUACUAUGUAUCCAAAGUGCCUUAAUUUCAAGACUGUGCUGAUUCUGUGAACACACAUGCGUGGAAAUAUCACUAUGUUUCAUAAUCAGUUGAAAAUCUCUUAUGCAUUUUAUAAAGCUUCUUUGUCAAUUAAUCAUGUUUUCUGAAAUUCAGCAGAGCAGCUUUUGUAACUUUUGUAAACACUAUUUUCCAUAAUUGUCAGGUUCUUCAAACGAUGAAGUAUUAAAACAUGGAAAUUAAAACAUAUUCAACUUUUCUUUUUAAAUUGUCUAAUAAAACUGAGUAAAGAUG